CACUCACACACACGCAGACACAGGCUCAGGCAGGUGCUUAUGCUCACACACUUCCACACAAGUUCACACACACACAUACACACACUCUAGAACACACAGGCUCGCAUCUUCUCUUUGCAUUCCUUCAAUCUAGUGGGCUUGCUGGUGCUAUUAACCACCUAUGAAGAUAAGUGUCAUUUAGUGACUGGAGUCUGGUGCUGCCGCUGGUGGUGUUGGUAGUGUUGGUGGUGCUGGUGGUGGUACUGCAGAGUUAGAGCAGGGAGCGGGGACUGGGCUGACAGGCUGACCCUCAACCAGGGGGGAAACAGAGAGCUGUGACCUGGGAGGACUGGAGCAUGCAUGGCUGCCAGCACAGGGACAUCUGCUCAUCCCACAAUAAGGUGAGGAACGCUUGUGUGCUGUGGGGUCAUCAGUAAUCGGACAGUGAUGCCGUGUAAAGGCCCUCCCCUCUCUCCACGCCCCUCCUUCUCACGUGAGGCCCAUGUGACCUAGCCUGAAGUCACACUCAGGGGGACCCCUGCUGCCCCUGCUGGAGCCCACCCAUGAAUCCCAGCCCUGACCGCGGCAAAGAGUGCCUCCCCCCCAAGAAGAGGGAGUCUCGGCAGGGCUCGGCAGACCAGCGACUCCCCCUGGACGAGUUCAAAUCACCCGCGCCCCUCCGGACCCGGCCCGCCAGCACUGGGAGAGGGGAGGGGGGUAGGGAAGCCAGUGAUAGGCUUCUAACUAACCCAAGCCUCCACUUCCUCCCCUCUCCCCCACCCCUCCCUGCCCCAGCCCCCAGUGUUCCUCUACCCCUGCCAUGGCCCCUGGCCUUCUCCCCUUCUGUCCCCCUCCCUUACCUCCAGGGCCAGGUAGGAGAGAGGCGGGGGUCUCCUUCUCCCUCCUGGAGAGACGAGCAUCUGCCCCCACCCAUCCCCAGGUGGCUCAGAGAAGGACCCCUCACUCUUCCUCCUUCCCCCUCCUCCUCCUCCUCUUCUUUUAAGAGUCCCUACUCAGCUGACUCCAGAGAGAUGUGGUCCUACUACAACACUGGCCGGCGAGACUACUCCUCCCCUCUCUUCUCCCCCUCCCACCUGCUCAGCCACGGCCCUCUGUACCCCCCCGACCUCUCCCUGGCCGAGGGCAGGCACAGGUACCUAGGCAAGAGGCCCAAUGGGCUGGAUGGGCCAGGCAGCAGGACUGCCCCUGCAUCGAGGGCGCUCCCCACAGGAGAGUACAGCAAUGACCUCAGCCGAGCAAGAUUGGACAGCAGUGCCCAUGGUUCUCAUGCCAACGGCAGGCGGAGAAACCAGGAGGAGCCUGCGAGUCGCUCCCAUUCAGGAGGGCCGCUGUUCCCAGAUUCCCUAGCUCAGGAGGGUCCUGACUCACAUUCCUCUCUGCAGGACAGGGACCCCCGCGAGGCGGCCAAAAUCUCCCCCAGUCCUCAGUCUCCUGGGACAGACCCCCAGGUAGGGAGGGGAGUCCUGCUGGACCCACUGGGGGGCUCACCAGUCGAGGCCCACAUUUACUACUCCCUUGGAUCUGUGUACCCUGGUCUCCAGCAGAGUCACCACACCCAAGCCCAAGCCCAGGCCCAGGCCUACCCACUCUACAGCCCCUCAGGAACACCUCUGUACAGCCUGCCCAGGGAGCCGGGGGCCAGGCUCCACAGUUUGAGGAACUCUCAGCACUCACCCCAGGGCCAGCUCAACAGCCACGGGGCACAGCUCAACAGAGAGAGAGACCGCGAGAGAGAGCAAGUUAAAGACCGAGACAGGGAAAGAGACAAAGAAAAAAACCGAGAGAGAGACAGAGAGAAGGACCGAGAACAGGACCGAGAGAGAGAACGAGAGAGAGAAAGAGAGAGACAGAGGAGCAGAGACAGAGACCUCUCACCAGGACAGUACCCCUAUCCUCCUGGCUCCAGCCCGGCCCCCUACCCCCAGCCUCAGUCCCAGCCCCCUGCGCUCCUACCUCACUUUGCCAAGGGAUCUCUGAUCGAGCUGGCGGGCGGACGCCUGAAGCGGGUGGAGGAGCUGCGGACAGAAGACUUCCUGCGGAGCGCCGACACCUCCCCAGAGUUCCACCUGAGCACCUGCACCGUGCUGCUCAUCACCCACGGCAACGCUCAUGGUUUCAAUCACCUGCAGGUGCUACUCACCGACCGGAACACUCAGGAGCUCCUGACAGUGUUGGUGGAGUAUCCGUUCUUUGUGAGGGACCAAGGCUGGUCUUCCUGCUGUCCCCAGAGAACGCUGCAGCUCUACGGCCUGCCCUGCCGCCAGCUCACCGAGGGAGACGUCUGCCUGGCCCUCACCCCCACCCCUACACCCCACACACACACACGCACAGCCUCACGGGCCCAACGCACACACAGCCGGCCCAGGACUGGACCAGAGUCCAACACAAGCAGGGAGGAGAUGCCACCUCCUCCCCCUCCCCCUCCUCUCCCUCACCAAGCCCACGCCCUCGCCCACCCUCUUCCCCCUCCUCCACCCACAACAACAGACCGCCCUGUCCAGGAGCAGCCACGCCCCCGCAAAAGGCGUUGGUCUGCCCCUGACCUUCUCCCCCCUACCGGGACUGACAAGCCACCUCCAGAAUUACCUCACGGCUCUAAGCAGAGGAAGUGGGAGUAGACUGCAUCUACAUGCACAAGUAUGUACUUGUAAGUCUUCAAAUAGCACACACACCGACAGACACAAAUACACACACACACAAGCACACACACACCCUCCUUGUCUCUGUUGCACCCACCAAGACACACAAUGGAGAGACCUCAAGGCAGGGUUGCAGGGAAGGAAAAAGAAAACGCAAUUUACGGGUGUCCACACUGCUGCCCAACGUAGGAGCCGAGCCCUCCCCCUGCCUCCCCUCCCAACCACGUCCCUCACUCUUUUCUCUGCUCAGCACAACUCUGACAGGGGGCAGAGGUCAGGGGAGGAGGGGGAGGGAGUGACAGUGAGACAUCUAGUGAGACAAUCAAGCACUUGUCUGUGUUCACUCUGUUUUUAUAAUGGUUGUCCCACAUGCCUACUUACUGACAGUGUUUUCUGCAGGGUAUCGAUUUUCAAUCAGUGUUAUGAAAGUAAACUCUACUGAAGAAGUGCAUAUAUAAACAUAAAUAUAUGACUAUAUAUUACAUUAAAGAUGUUAUAUUAAUAUGCUAAAAAUAUUUUAAUGCAAACUCUGAUUGUCACUUUCGUAAUGCGUUUUCGUUUUUUUUAUUUUUCUCGCUUCUGAGCCGAAGUCUAAGUGUGGAUCUGGGCAGGCAAGGUGAAUGUAUCAGCAACUCCUCGCCUUUCAUUCUCACCACUGGGGGUCAGGUCAGUUCGCGAAGGCAUUACCAUCCAAUAUGUUCUUAACAUUAACUCCGAAAAGGGAAGAACACUAAUUACACUAGCGCAAUCUCCACCCACACAGAAAGGUCUGUGCAUUCUCGCCUCAACACUCAAGUGUUUUUCAGUGGAGGACAUUUUUUACAAAAAGAAUGAAAGCAAGAGAAACUUGGGAUGGUAAAGAGAGUAAUGGUGCUAAUGACACGUUGGAACUUGAUGCUUUGUGAACGCCCCAGACCCCGGUGUAGGGUACGCUUCUGUGUCCUUUUCUUCAUGUACUGUAAAUGUCGGAGCGCAGGGACAAUGAUGAAAGUAUUUUCAACUCAGAUACGGGUAUCUCCUCUGAUUCAGCACACUCUUUCACUUUAGUUUUUCAACUUCGUUUUUGUUUGUUUGUUUUUCAAAAACAGAAACCUUUUUUCUUUGUAAAUGUUAUAGCUAUAAAAUGUAUAUUUUUAAAAUUGUGAAUCUGUUAUAUAUGAUGUU
This is a messenger RNA of Hypomesus transpacificus, 3803 nucleotides long. RefSeq names its product ataxin-1-like. Gene Ontology annotation, biological process: nervous system development; negative regulation of transcription by RNA polymerase II. NCBI's taxonomy places the organism in Eukaryota, Metazoa, Chordata, Actinopteri, Osmeriformes, Osmeridae. The transcript has 3 exons. The record is from RefSeq and is a predicted model, not a curated record. Gene Ontology annotation, cellular component: nucleus. Bases 543 to 2618 code for a protein of 691 amino acids. Gene Ontology annotation, molecular function: protein binding; RNA binding.